UGACUGUCGCCAUCUUUCAUUCCGACAAUGCUUCCAUACAGUAGAAAAUACAUUUUUUCUCUCCCCAAUUUGACUGGGAAUUAUAUAAAACUUCGAAGAGCUUCUGCAUCUUCUUUUCUCAAAUUGCCCACCCUGUUUGGCUCGAAAAAGGGUGCUCAACAGGAACAAACUACUGCCCUUCAACAAGGAACGCCUGGUACAUCUGAAUACUACGUCCCUCGAAAAUUCGUCCCUAUGACCAGAAAAGCACUCAUAAGGCGAAUAGUAGAAGAUGAAAACCUGAUAAACUCAAACGACAGAAGUUACUUUCAAAAUCUUGCUGUUAACUUGGACAAUGCCAUAGCUGGGACGUUCCACGGAGUUCUUGGGGAGUUAAAGGCUUUGUAUGAUCCUUUGAACCCUGACAAAGAGACUUUAACUCUCCUUAAAACUUCAAAGAAGCAGAGACAAGAAAAUGAGUUCUGGCUACUGGAAAAGUUAUCUCAACUCUUAGAAAAGGCUCACUUUUAUGAGCUACCAGUUGAAGAUGUGCGCAGUGCCUUAAAAGAACAUGAUGCAGGAGAUGGUGUACUUGUCAGUGUUGACCCAAACAAGUAUGAUGUUCUACGGAUAUGGGUGGUUGGUAAAGAAUUUGAACCAGGCGAAACAGGGCGUUGGUACUCCAGGGUUGCCGGUAGAGUUGUUAAAAGAUUUAAAACACCAAUCAAGGCUGAGAGGUACAAGAGGGUGGUUAUCGCCAUUCGUUCCAAAAAGCAGAGUAAACUAAUGUUCAAGUCCUUCAAGGAUAUUCGGUGUGCCAAUCUAGAGCAUUUACUUCCAGAAGGAAAAAUAAGGAUGACAAAGUCUGAUCAACGAUUAUUGGCAGCAACUUUGACAAUCGGUGCCACAAGUGUAGUGAUUAAGCUUGUUUCUUUCCUGGCUGAUUACAAGAUAUCAUGGAUUUAUAUUGCCAUAUCUGUGGCAGGAGUUGUGGCUGUAAGAGCAUGGACAAUCUAUAAAAAUAAAAGGAAUUCCUAUCUCGUGCGCUUGUCACAGACCCUCUACUUUAAGGCCAUUGCAAACAACCGUGCCUUAUUUACUCUGCUGGCUGACAGAGCGGAAGAUGAGGUGUUCAAGGGAACCCUCUUGGCAUACAGCUUCCUUCAAGCCCCAUUAAACCUAUCAGGUGGUGGCCACAGAACUGGGUUGCAUUAUGAAGGAAUGACAGUUGGUGAGCUGAAGCAGCAUGUUGAAGAUUGGAUGAAUCUCAAGUUUCAAGUGACCCUGAAAUAUGAUCCAUCAGAACCUUUAAAACAACUUGAGAACCUGGGACUUCUUGCAACAAAACAAAGAGGUGAUCAACAGUUAUUCAAUGUACCAAAUGUAUUUGAUGCAUUCAUGAAACUACCAAGUCCAAAAGAACUCAUGAAAGAGGCACUGGAGAGAACAGAAGAGCUGGAUGUGGAUUUAACUGAGGCAACAACUGAAGAGGAAUUAGAGCAAAUACAAGAUAAGCAACGAGAAGAACUGGAGCAAAAGAAAAUGACUUGGGAUUAACCAAGGAUGAUGGUCACAG
This is a messenger RNA of Stylophora pistillata, 1555 nucleotides long. RefSeq names its product transmembrane protein 143. The record is from RefSeq and is a predicted model, not a curated record. Lineage: Eukaryota; Metazoa; Cnidaria; Anthozoa; Scleractinia; Pocilloporidae.